AUGAGUCAAGAUGUGCAUCAGCCUGAAGUUCCUCGGCGUCAUAGGCCUACUGCUUCAGUACGUAGGCAAUGGGUUCAUGUGACUGAGGACGUUACUCAGACACUUGAGGAUGUGCCUCAAUUGAAUGAGGAUGUUCCUCAUGUGUCUGACGCUACUCCGGAGAUGACAAGCGCCACCGAUGCUGCGGAUGCAGAGGGAGUGGCUAGUGAUGGUAGCUUGGGUUCACCUGCUACUAAUGAGGGAUUCCCUAGUAGGCCACAUGACCCAUUGGAACGACCCGGUCUAAAGUUGGUCUCCCAUGGUAGGAAAGUAGAUAAAUUUGGGAGACCAGCGCCUGAGAUAGAAGGCAUGAUUGCAGCCACCGGAUCGAGUCCACUGAUCAGGUGCUCUGUAAUCACCACUGAUCCUGGACUUAUAUCCGCUUUCGUCGAGAGGUGGCAUAGGGAGACCAGCACCUUCCACCUGCUAGUAGGAGAGUUGACGGUCACUCUAGAUGACGUUUCGUCACUCCUACACCUUGCCAUCACUAGCGCGCUGCAUGCCUUCGAGCCGCUGGUUACUUCUGACGCGGUGGGGCUUUUGACGGAGCUGCUUGAGGUCACCCCUGAGGAAGCUACAGCUGAGACCCGUCAGGCUAGUGGGCCUUAUGUUCGAUUGUCCUAG
This is a messenger RNA of Glycine soja, 663 nucleotides long. RefSeq lists its product as uncharacterized. The transcript is spliced from 2 exons. The record is from RefSeq and is a predicted model, not a curated record. Bases 1 to 663 code for a protein of 220 amino acids. NCBI's taxonomy places the organism in Eukaryota, Viridiplantae, Streptophyta, Magnoliopsida, Fabales, Fabaceae.